AUGGGCGGCGACCACAAGUGUCCAGUGUGCCAGGCGACGUUCACCCGCCCCCAGCAUGUUGCGCGCCAUAUGCGCUCCCACACCGGCGACAGGCCAUACAAAUGCCAGUUCUGUGGGGACCAGUUUGCUAGAAGUGACUUGCUUUCUCGACACGUAAAUAAGUGCCACGCCAACGAAAAGCCUCCAGCCGGAGCCACGACGACUCGAAGGAAAGGGUCGGCUUCGGCAUCGAGAGCGUCGACGUCGAAACAGGCCUGCGAUCAAUGCGUACAGUCGAGUUUGCCUUGCGAUGGCGCGAAUCCGUGCUCGAAAUGUAUCCAACGGAAAUGUCGGUGCACUUUCGUCAAGUUCCACCGGCAGACGGCCCCUAUUGGACCGGGCCACAAUCCCCACCCUCAGGCCAAUUCCACAUCUUCAAGACUCUCUAGUUAUGGUACGGCCGACGAUUUCCUUCUUGGUCCAGCUCCACCGUCGAUCGCGCCCAUCCCCGGCGAUCCAACUUCCUACAACACGUCAUUUACCUUCCCCAACCUAUACACGUCCACCGCCGAGUCGGCGCCUCCAUCGCUCGCUAUGCCGGGCAGCGGCGAUUACAACAAGUUUCGCUCGCAGGCAGAUUACAUGCGGCGUAUGACUCUCCCCCAGCCAUCGGGCUCAACGCUUUACAACGACCCCCGGAAUGCCAGUGCUACGUCUUGGCUGGGCUGGGGACCCGACACCACCUCGCAGCUCGCAGCUGGAAGCAGGCCUGUCACUGCUACAGAUCAUCACCCCAAAUCAGACCACCCAUCAUUCACAUAUCCGCCAGUAGCGGCUGAUACGUACAUUCCCUCUUACGCCGUCCGUCGCGUGCCCCACGAUCGCCACCCCUCUGUGGAAUUUAGCAGUGAUUCCUCGAGUCACUCUGUGCCAUCAUCAGCAUCUUCAUCAAGCGUUCAUCUUCCUCUCGAUGAUAUGGCCUCGCAGCAGCAGCAGCAGCACGCGUACCACGUGAGUUUGAGUGACUUGGAUGAACACAUCAAGGAUAUCCUCACUGCUCCGUCGAGUGAGAGCCAGGCUGAUUCAAUUGGAAUACAGGAUGCUCAAGCACAAGCCCAUCAUAAUUAUUUACAGUAUCAUCAACCUCAUCCCUCCCAACAGCACCAGCAGGGGAGUAAUCAAGGCAUGCAAUCUGCGCUGCCUUCCGAUCCAAACCCCAAUGCCGACUCCGGACAACAAGAGGGCGGAUUCUCGUCAGCAUUCGGGCUAAUGAGCUUGGACGAUCCAAGUAUUCUGGCUGGACUGUCAAACGACGGCGCUCCGUUCUUCACGAAUAAUGGGAUGGAUAUGUACCCCGGUGACCCAGACGCAACACCCAUGCCACCAAAAUCGUCGACUUCGGUUUCACUUACCAACAACAAUAAUAGCAAAGUUACUAGUCAUCCUAUUCAGCCUCUCUCCGCCAAUCCUGCGCACGGCUCAUCCGCACCUCGCGACGAGGUUUCCAAAGAGAGCUGGAAACAGUAUCUUCGCACACCGCUUCAAGGGUCGACACCCAACGGCCUUAAUUUCUCAUUCAGCAAUAGCGGCAGCGGCAGCGGUCCAUCCAAUCCCGUUUCUCCAGGACCGCCGUACCGCCGCGCGAGAGUCUCGUCGUUGCCUAGCGUACAGACACCUUCUGCCGAGAGGUCGCAAUCACAAUUUGGGUACGGUUAUCAGCCCAGUGGCAACGGUGGCGGAAAUGAUGGCGGGAACGGCGCGACUUCGUCUAUUCGAACAACGCUACACGGGAACCCCGACGAUCUUCGAUCUUACGAAGCUGCAAUAUUGGCGCGGCGGCCUCCCCUUAACCUCAAUCUAAAUAUGGACCUGGCGAUGAAGAGGAGCAGGGGUGCUACUGCGAGUUCGAGCAUGAGCCCAGUCGCGAUGGGAAAUGCGAGUUCCAGCUCGAAUUCUAACCCGAAUGCGAAUCCGCAGCAGAUGCAGCCACCGCAGAAGCGCGGAUAUGAGUACCACCCACCUGGGUCUUCUGGCGGUGGGAGUCGGCCUUCAAGUGCCUCUUCCCUAUCUCUGGCGAAUGCGUUCGGGAAGUCUCACUCUCACCCCCAUAUCUCGGCGAACCCGGCGCACCAUUCUCACGCGGCGAACGCGAAUGCGAUCUUUGCGUAUCUUGCGAACGAUCACGAACACCACCACGAUGGGCACGGGUUUGAGAACCCGAGCCCGCCAUCGAGGGGAUCCACGGCUUCGUUGGAUGAGAGCAGCAAUGCGAGUGAGGAAGGUGGCGAUUCGGGGUCGAUGUCGAGGCCGUCGUUUAAGCGGCUGCCCUCACAGACAUUGGCGCCGAUGAAUGCGAAGCGGGCGAUGUUGGAUCGGAGGAGUGGGUAUGGCUUUGGGGAGGAAGGUGGGGAGGAUGGAGACGAAGACGAUGUUGCGGCUGAUGAGGAUUAUAGACGGAGGGAGAUUGGAUAUAGACGCGGGCAACAGCAGCAACAGCGCGAUCAGCAACAGCAACAACGAGAUCAGCAACAGCAACAGCAGCAGCAGCAGCACCUUUCGCCUCCGCAAUCGCACGCUAUGAAUGUGGAUCGAAGCGGGGCGCCGCCGCCUUCUUCGUAUGGUGGCAUGGUUGCUGGGAGACGACGAAGGAUGAGCGCGCCCGAUACGUCGCCGACUGUUGGGAGCUUUGCUGCUGCUGGGCAGCUGUGA
Molecule: messenger RNA, 2688 nt
Organism: Pleurotus ostreatus (oyster mushroom)
Lineage: Eukaryota; Fungi; Basidiomycota; Agaricomycetes; Agaricales; Pleurotaceae
Exons: 4
Coding region: 1-2688 (895 amino acids)
Biological process (GO): regulation of DNA-templated transcription
Molecular function (GO): zinc ion binding; DNA-binding transcription factor activity, RNA polymerase II-specific
Source: RefSeq, a predicted model, not a curated record